Solanum tuberosum (potato) is the source of this 1298-nucleotide messenger RNA. Its product is annotated as 8-hydroxygeraniol dehydrogenase-like. The coding region runs from base 69 to 1148 and encodes 359 amino acids. Lineage: Eukaryota; Viridiplantae; Streptophyta; Magnoliopsida; Solanales; Solanaceae. The transcript is spliced from 5 exons. Gene Ontology annotation, molecular function: oxidoreductase activity, acting on the CH-OH group of donors, NAD or NADP as acceptor; zinc ion binding. The record is from RefSeq and is a predicted model, not a curated record.
CAUAGUUUUAAUAUUUUAUAUAUCUAGCUAUUUUCUUUGGGUUAUAUUUUUUUAUUUAUUUUGUUGAAAUGGCAAAAUCCCCAGAAGAAGAACAUCCAAUUAAGGCUUUUGGAUGGGCAGCUAGAGAUACUUCUGGUGUUCUUACUCCUUUCAACUUCUCAAGAAGGGCUACUGGGGAGAAAGAUGUGCAAUUCAAGAUCUUGUAUUGUGGAGUUUGCCACACAGAUCUUCACUUUCUCAAGAAUGAAUGGGGAGUCACCAGAUAUCCUGUUGUACCUGGGCAUGAGAUUGUGGGUGUAGUGACAGAAGUUGGUAACAAAGUUGAUAAAUUUAAGAUUGGUGACAAAAUUGGUGUUGGAUGUCUAGUAGGAUCAUGUCAAAAAUGUGACAAUUGUGCAAAUGAUCUUGAAAAUUAUUGUCCCAAACAAAUACAAACAUAUGGUCAAAUGUACAUCGACGGAACGAUGACGUACGGUGGUUACUCCGAUAUCAUGGUUGUCGAUGAGCAUUUCGCGGUCCGUUGGCCGGAGAAUUUACCGAUGGAAGCUGCACCAUUGUUAUGUGCUGGUAUCACAACUUAUAGCCCAUUGAAAUAUUAUGGGCUUGAUAAGCCUGGUUUGAACAUUGGUGUUGUGGGCCUUGGUGGGCUGGGCCAUAUGGCUGUGAAAUUUGCUAAGGCCUUUGGGGCUAAUGUCACAGUUAUAAGUACUUCUCCUAGUAAAGAAGAGGAAGCCCUUAAACAUCUCGGUGCGGAUAAGUUUUUACUUAGCAACAAUCCUGAGCAAAUUCAGGGUGCAAUGAACACAUUGGAUGGAAUUAUUGAUACUGUUUCAGCAGUUCAUCCACUUUUACCAUAUCUUGGUAUGUUAAAGCCUCAUGGUAAACAUGUUAUAGUUGGUGCAAUUCCUCAACCACUUGAAAUGCCAGUGUUUCCUUUAAUCUUGGGAAGGAAGACAAUUGCUGGGAGUGCAAUGGGAGGAAUGAAAGAGACUCAAGAAAUGUUAGAUUUUGCAGCAAAGCAUAACAUAACACCAGAUGUUGAAGUCGUAGCGAUGGACUACGUGAAUACAGCAUUGGAACGUCUUGUUAAAUCCGAUGUCAAGUAUCGAUUCGUGCUAGAUAUGGGCAAAAAAAUGAACAAUGUUUAAUCUCAAAACCAAAUUUUUUUGGUUCUUGAAAAUCAUUGUUGAUCUUCUUGAUGUUGUGUGUGUUUUUUAAGAUGUCUUGUUUUAGUAUGUUAGUGUCUUUGCUUAGUUAUGUAAGUUAUUCACAACUUGAAAGACAAAUAAUUUGUUGUU